AUGCUCAAAUGGAAUUGGUUGAGACGGCCGGACCUUAAACCUGUCCUUUUCGUCCAGGGCCCAGUGGACGGCGUGGAGGAGGAGCAGUCUCUCUCGGCAGCGGAGGAAUUGGCCGCCCAAAAGCGCGAACAGAGACUGCGCAAAUUCCGGGAGCUGCACCUGAAGCGGAAUGAAGCUCGAAAAUUAAAUCACCAAGAAGUUGUGGAAGAAGAUAAAAGACUUAAGUUACCUGCAAAUUGGGAAGCCAAAAAAGCCCGUUUGGAAUGGGAAUUGCGGGAAGAAGAAAAGAAAAAGGAAUGUGCAGCCAGAGGAGAAGACUAUGAGAAAGUGAAAUUGUUAGAGAUCAGUGCAGAAGAUGCAGAGAGAUGGGAGAGGAAGAAGAAGAGGAAAAACCCCGAUCUUGGGUUUUCAGAUUAUGCUGCUGCCCAGUUACGUCAGUAUCAUCGGUUGACCAAACAGAUCAAACCUGACAUGGAAUCAUAUGAGAGAAUGAGAGAAAAACAUGGAGAAGAGUUUUUCCCAACAUCCAACAGUCUCAUUCAUGGAACACAUGUGCCUUCCACAGAGGAAAUUGAUAGAAUGGUUGUAGAUCUGGAAAAACAAAUUGAAAAACGAGACAAAUAUAGCCGGAGACGUCCUUAUAAUGAUGAUGCCGAUAUUGACUACAUUAAUGAAAGGAAUGCCAAGUUCAACAAGAAGGCAGAGAGAUUCUACGGGAAAUACACAGCUGAAAUUAAACAAAACUUGGAAAGAGGAACAGCUGUCUAA
Molecule: messenger RNA, 768 nt
Organism: Elephantulus edwardii (Cape elephant shrew)
Lineage: Eukaryota; Metazoa; Chordata; Mammalia; Macroscelidea; Macroscelididae
Gene: SYF2
Product: SYF2 pre-mRNA-splicing factor
Exons: 6
Coding region: 1-768 (255 amino acids)
Cellular component (GO): post-mRNA release spliceosomal complex; Prp19 complex; catalytic step 2 spliceosome
Source: RefSeq, a predicted model, not a curated record